This is a messenger RNA of Opisthorchis viverrini, 258 nucleotides long. RefSeq lists its product as hypothetical. Gene Ontology annotation, cellular component: lysosome. Gene Ontology annotation, biological process: mannose metabolic process. Lineage: Eukaryota; Metazoa; Platyhelminthes; Trematoda; Opisthorchiida; Opisthorchiidae. The annotation marks the transcript as partial. The record is from RefSeq and is a predicted model, not a curated record. The transcript has a single exon. Gene Ontology annotation, molecular function: alpha-mannosidase activity.
AUGGAUUCACUAAUUGAGAAACUCAAUGAACGUCAGGUGGGAAACCUCAGCCUGAAUGUAUUCUAUUCGACUCCGGCUUGCUACACCAAGGCCGUUAAUCGGGAAUUUUUGAAAAUGAACACUCUGUCUCAACGUACCGGUGAUUUCUUUCCGUACGCGUCCAAUGUGCAUAAUUAUUGGACAGGGUUCUACACAAGCAGGCCGGCCUUCAAAUUCUUUGUACGACUGCAUUCUCUGGUGCUCACUAUCGCAGAACAG